CUUAGCAUUCUCCGUUAUCGUGUGCGUGUGCUACAUUCAUUCGGUUCCCAUAAUCUCAAAACAGCCCAACAGAAAAAAUUUUGGGGAAAAAUGCCUGUAGCUCAAAGGAUUGGAAACGAAAAUUAUGCAUUAACCAAUUGGUUGGUAAUAUUUUUCCUUUGUUUCGUCUUGGCAAAUAUCCUCGACAAUUACAAAACGUAUGGAAUCAUACGAAGCCCUCUUCAAUUAACAACAGAUUUAUACGAAUUUCUAAUUAUUUGGUGGUGGUUGUUUGCACUAUUCUAUUUAGUGAUCGUGUUGCAAAUCGUCAUUUCUGCAGUUCUUGAAAAGUGUCUUCUUUCCCGACUGAUGUCUGAAAACAAGGGAGCAUUACUGCACACUGUAAACACCUUUCUUCUAUAUAAUGUGUUUGCGUGCAUUUGCUUCUACCAAAAGUUGAAUGGAAUUUUUGCUUUCGCUUUGGCUCCACACUUAUUUUUUCCCACAAUGAAACUGUUAUCAUAUCAAUUAAAUAAUAGAAGAAUUAGAAUACAGAAUGAACAAACAGCUGAAUUGAAGUCAGAUCAGAACACCAAGAUCGAACAUUUCAAAAUUGGAAGUUUGAGGCACUUGUUCCGAUACAUGUUUUGUUCUGGAUGUCUGGUAUAUAAAUUUCAUACUUGGAAAAAAGGAAAAAGUGAUUAUAAAGCAUCACUUACGUUUAUUUUACGGAGUGUCGCAAUGUUGUUGGCUUGUUCACUUAUAAUGCAUCAAUAUGUGAUGACUGAGCUCCAAAAUGCAUCGUACUACAUUGAUAAGAGGCAGCAUCUCAACCUUCUCUCCACUUUUUUAAAAUUAGCAUUACCUAUACACAUCGUAUGGUCAGCAUUCUUUUACUUCUAUCUUUAUAAUGCUUGUUUCAAACUGCCUUCCAUUCUUUUUGGUACUGAGAAGAUCACAUAUAUACAAGACUGGUGGAACUCCGCGAAUAUAGGAGCCUAUUGGGCUACGUGGAACUAUCCAACCCACUUGUUUUUUAAGGAAGAAGUUUUUAUACCAGCUUUGGAAAUGGGGCUUAGCAAACAUCAAGCAGCAUGUGUGGUGGGUGUCGUUUCUGGGGUGAUUCAUGAGUAUUUGUGGACAAUACCAUUUCGAAUUGGAUACGGUGGCGCUCUCCUAAUAAUGAUGGCACAGAUACCAUUUUCAUCUCUAUCGAAGCAUAUCAGUUACAGAUUUGGAAACCAAUGGGGAAACGUGUUGGUAUGGAUGCAGCUAAUUAUAGGACACACCUUAUAUGCAAUUCUAAUUCAUUACUUCACACAGUACCUACCAAACAAAUCAACGAUCUAAAGAUAACUUGUAUUAAUUUACGUGUUUGAAAAUAAAUAUUGCGCCGCUAAAUAGCAGGUCGUUUGCUCUACAGCA
Molecule: messenger RNA, 1404 nt
Organism: Photinus pyralis (common eastern firefly)
Lineage: Eukaryota; Metazoa; Arthropoda; Insecta; Coleoptera; Lampyridae
Product: diacylglycerol O-acyltransferase 1-like
Exons: 9
Coding region: 91-1329 (412 amino acids)
Cellular component (GO): endoplasmic reticulum membrane
Source: RefSeq, a predicted model, not a curated record